AUGGGGCUCCGGCUCCCGCUGCGCCGCAGCACCAGCUUCACCCCCGACCACCCUGCCCUCAUGGAGGUGCCUGGCCCCACUGCCCUGAAGAUGGAAGCGAACGUCCUUGUCAUGGGAGCAGACAACGUCGGGAAAUCAGCUCUGACUGUGCGUUUCCUGACCCGGCGCUUUAUUGGAGAGUAUGGAGACAUGGAAUUCAUCUACAGCCACAACCUGACUGUGGAUGGCCGAGAGAUUCUCUUACACAUCUGGGACGUCCCCAAUUCCCAGGAGCAGGCAGAGGAUGUCUCCUCAGAGGAGAAGAGAAUCCAGUGGGCAGACAGCUUUGUCCUGGUCUACAGCAUCUGUGACCGUGCCAGCUUCAACAUCCUGCCCCUCAAAAUCCAGUUCAUCAAGGCAGCCAAGGAGGGGCAGAGCCAAGAGAAGGUGCCCAUUGUCAUUGUGGGCAACAAACGGGACCUGCACCACCAGCGGGUGGUGUCCAGCGAGGAGGGGCGGCUCCUGGCCCUCUCUUUAGACUGCGGUUUCUAUGAGGUCUCUGCAGCUGAGGCUUAUCACGGGGCCCUCAUGGUCUUCCAUGGACUGGCCAAGCUCAUCCCAGACACCAAGCUGGCCCUGAAGAAGGGUACAGGGAUCCGUGGCAUCGUCAAGACCAUGUCGGCCGUGUUUGCCCGUAAGCGAACAGACUCCCUCUGAGCUCCUGCACGGAUGUUGUUGCUCUCUGUGCUGCCCAGCUGGGCCAAGCCUCCUCACUGGGUGCCCAUGGAUAUGGUGUGUGUCUUUCCAUAAGUAUGAAGGGUUCCUUGCUGUCCUUCUAGUCAGGGUCUGGGUGUCCUGCCAUGCACAACCAGUGCAGCUGAGGACUGUAGUGUGUUACUCUGCUGUGGGACAGUCUCAUCUCUUUGCUGUACCAGCUCUUUAGGUGCCUCCUGCUUUCUCCUUUUAUCCUCCAAAACUGGAAACCAUGGAG
Molecule: messenger RNA, 970 nt
Organism: Sturnus vulgaris (Common starling)
Lineage: Eukaryota; Metazoa; Chordata; Aves; Passeriformes; Sturnidae
Product: ras-related and estrogen-regulated growth inhibitor-like protein A
Molecular function (GO): GTPase activity; GTP binding
Source: RefSeq, a predicted model, not a curated record